This is a messenger RNA of Pristis pectinata (smalltooth sawfish), 2116 nucleotides long. RefSeq names its product transcription factor 12-like. Gene Ontology annotation, molecular function: RNA polymerase II cis-regulatory region sequence-specific DNA binding; protein dimerization activity; DNA-binding transcription factor activity, RNA polymerase II-specific. The coding region runs from base 97 to 1695 and encodes 532 amino acids. The record is from RefSeq and is a predicted model, not a curated record. Gene Ontology annotation, cellular component: transcription regulator complex. Gene Ontology annotation, biological process: regulation of transcription by RNA polymerase II. NCBI's taxonomy places the organism in Eukaryota, Metazoa, Chordata, Chondrichthyes, Rhinopristiformes, Pristidae. The transcript has 14 exons.
UCAGUGUUGUUCUUAAUCUCUUGUGUCUGCCUCUCCACUUUUAUCCGAGGGAAUUACUAAAUUCUGACUUGAGGUGUCAUCAAAAACUGUGCAAGCAUGUACUGUGCGUACCCAGUACCUGGGGUUGGAAAUAAUUCCUUGAUGUACUUCUGUAAUGGCAAGACUGUGUAUGCCCAGACACAGAAUUCUGAUGAGUACAGGGAGAAUUCCAGUUUUCCAUCCCCCAAAGCACCUGGCAGCAUGUUCUCCAGCUCUUUCUUAUUGCCAGAUGGACAUCACAACACAUCGGAACUGUGGACUCCAUCGGGUGGGAUCAGCCAAGCCAACUACGGGGCAGUUCCAGCUGGGGCUACGCCCCACAUGAGCCAGGCGAAUGGUUACAGCAACCUUCACCCUCACGAGCGGCUGCCCUACUCUCCAGCGGAGGUGAAUGCUACUCUUCCUCCUGUGGCCAGUUUUCACCGUAGCAGCACCAGCUCGACCCCGUUUGCCACAUCCUCGCACACCCCGCCCUUAAACAGUUCGGAAAGCCUGAUGGGGAGCAGAGGGACCACAGCUGGAAGCUCGCAGACUGGCGACGCUCUGGGCAAGGCCCUGGCAUCGAUUUAUUCACCUGAUCACACCAGUAACAACUACACAUCGAAUCCAUCCACACCUGUGGGCUCCCCACCAUCUCUGACAGGUUCUGCUCAGUGGCCCAGACCUGGAGGGCAGACAACUGCUUCCCCAAACUAUGAGAAUACCUUGCACUCACUGAAAAACCCAGCCGAGCGGCAGCUUAAGGAGCAUUUACAUGACGCAAUCUCUGUGUUAAUGGAUGUAUGCGAGCAAAGCAGGAUGGAGGAUCGACUGGACAGGUUAGACGAUGCCAUCCACAUCCUGCGCAACCAUGCUGUGGGGCCCUCGUCCAGUUUGCCCAGCAGUCAUGGAGACCUGCAUGGCCUGCUUGGCCCAUCGGCGCACAGCGGGCUGGUCGCAGCCUUGGGCUCGGGCUACUCUGCGCCCAACCUGGGGCCUUCGGCUCGGGCAACGUCAAUGGCAGCCACUCAUCGGGAUGAUGCAACAAAUGUCCACUCUAGUUUGACAGGCCUGCCCAGUGUGGUGUCUGCAGCUCUUGCAGCAGCAGGACUCAACCACCAGGCUCAGGAUGUGUGUCGAGCUGCUUUCACAUCAGGAGCUCAGGCACUCUCUUCCACCAUCUCCACAGAAGCCAAAGGAGAUGAGAAGGAGAAGGAGAACAGCUUGAGCUCCCAGAUGGAAGAUGACUUGUCUGAGGACGAUGAAGGCGAGGAUCACAGGAAAGACAAAUCAGGACGCAGCCGAUCAAGCAAUCAUGAGGAUGAUGACUUGAAUCCAGAGCAGAAGGCUGAGCGAGAGAAGGACCGGAGGAUGGCAAACAAUGCCCGUGAGCGCCUCCGUGUACGGGACAUCAACGAGGCAUUUAAGGAGCUGGGGCGGAUGUGUCAGCUGCACAUGAAGAAUGAUAAACCACAGACGAAGCUUCUGAUCCUCCAUCAGGCUGUCUCUGUGAUUCUGGGGCUGGAGCAACAAGUCAGAGAGCGGAAUCUAAAUCCCAAAGCUGCAUGCCUUAAGAGAAGAGAAGAGGAGAAGAUUUCCAAUGUCGAAUCCACAUCUGCACAUCUGGUAGUUCAUCAGGGGCUUGGUGACGCUGCUAACCCCAUGGGUCAUAUGUGAAGCAGGGCAGCAAUCACAAGUGGUCUUCAUGAAUUUAAAGGAGGAUUUGGGGCCCCCUCCAUUUUGACUGGAUUUUGCAUAAGAUUCUGUUGGAACAAGACACAAAUCUUCUGAGCAAGGAACAUCCCAGAUUCAGUUUUGUGAAUGUCGGGGGGAUCCAAAGCAGAGCUCUAGGGAUACUGUUUCCAUACAUCCCACAGCUGCCCUUGUUACCUUUCCAAUUAACGUGCCUGCAGUUGGAUUAAUCAACUGAAGAGUUGUUGGAGGAUAUGUCUUUUUAAUUUAUCAUCCUUUUUUUGUUGUUUUAAAAAGAAUUGUUUUCUUUCGAGGUUUUAAGAAAAUUGUCGUCUUAAUCCAGGGGUUCAAAAAGAAAGUUCUUCUUAGCACUUGAUUAAUAUCCAGAGUUGAGAGCAGGAGGAAG